Messenger RNA from Trematosphaeria pertusa, 1075 nucleotides. Its product is annotated as kinase-like protein. Lineage: Eukaryota; Fungi; Ascomycota; Dothideomycetes; Pleosporales; Trematosphaeriaceae. The transcript has a single exon. Bases 133 to 1014 code for a protein of 293 amino acids. The record is from RefSeq and is a predicted model, not a curated record.
GCCCAAAUCCCACUUAAUCACGCUCAUUUCCCAUCCCACGCGCCGUAUCUGUACCCAAUUUUCACUCAAUCGCAAGCCCUUUACCGUAACCGCAAGCUCCUCUUCUUUACACAAACUUUCAUCGCUCCUGUGAUGGCAGACCCUUAUAUUAAUCCUGCGAAUUACUACGAAGCCCAGCACGAUGGAAGCGGAGACCUCGCAAUCAACAACACAUAUAUUCGACGUUCCUUAGCUCGUUUAGCAUUUCGCAUCACGGCCAAGUUCUUUCACCGGGAUGGCCGUUGUGUUCCAAUCUCUAAACACAAAAUUCUUAAAACCGGGUAUUCAGUCCAUUUGACCGAAGCCGCUACAAUGAAGUAUGUCUCUGAACAUACAUCGAUCCCCGUUCCUAAAGUUCAUUGCUCCUUUCUCCACAAGAACCGAGCUUAUGUUAUCAUGGAACGAAUCCAAGGCGAAGAUUUAGCGAGUGCCUGGAAGAACCUGUCUAAGGAAUCCCUUCAAAAGAUCUUCUCGCAGCUAAAGGACAUGAUCCAGGAGCUUCGAGCUUUGGAACCUCCGCCUGGUACGGGAGUGGAAAGUUGCGUUGGUGGCUCCUUGUACGACUCCCGUCUCCCGCAUGGUACCCCACGCUUUGGGCCUUUCAAGACGACUCAAGAAUUCCAUCGCUGGCUGAGACAUAAUCUUGAAGCAACACAGAUAGGCGACCACGUCACCUUUAAAGACGCCAACGACAUCAGAAACAUGAUUGCCAAGCAGGAGGGUCGAUGGCCGUCCCCAGUUUUCACACAUUGCGAUCUAAACCCGUUCAACAUCUUAAUUUCUGGGGACAAGGUAGUUGGGAUUAUUGAUUGGGAGUCCUCAGGGUGGUAUCCUCCCUAUUGGGAAUUUACAACUGCAUGGUUUGGGAACAUGACCAGAACUGAAUGGCAGGGCAUUCUACAUACCCUACUUGACGCCUAUCCUGAAGAGCUGGAAAUGGAAAGAACUCGCAACAAGUGGUGGGGCGAGUGGUGAAAUCUGAGUUCGGCUGAAUGUAACUCUUCCUGCCUUAAGGGACGGUCUCCUUUCCUUCGAG